Messenger RNA from Drosophila sulfurigaster albostrigata, 1286 nucleotides. RefSeq lists its product as uncharacterized. The transcript is spliced from 3 exons. Bases 1 to 705 code for a protein of 234 amino acids. The record is from RefSeq and is a predicted model, not a curated record. NCBI's taxonomy places the organism in Eukaryota, Metazoa, Arthropoda, Insecta, Diptera, Drosophilidae.
AUGCAGCAUCGUGAUCAAGUGGUGGCGAACGUAGAGGCAGAAAUUCAACAUUUGCAACAAGUCGAGAUGCUGUAUGCUGUGCGUAAACGUGUCGCUGAUUUGGAAAAUGCGUUGAGUCAGAAUAAACCAGCUCGAGGAGAAGACAUCGACAUGAGUGACUUGAAUGCCCUAAUCCAACCUUUUUCGGGGGAUACUGGAUACCCUGUGACGCGCUGGAUCGACGAUUUUGUAAAAAUAAUGGAUACAUACUGCGUGUCGGAGAAAAAACGUUUCAUUUUCGCCAAACGUUUGUUGACAGGAUCGGCCAGAUCAUUCAUGAUUGAGACGGCUGCUCUCACUUGGCCGGUACUGCGAGCGGAGUUGAUAGCUGUGUUCGAUGUCAGGGUCACCGUGCUCGACGUCUUCAAGCAAUUAGAAGCCAGAAAGAAGUCGAAGAAUGAGAGCGCCCUACAAUAUUUUUUCGUCAUGUGCGGCAUUGCGCGACAAGUCGAGGUGGCAACGGAGGAUAUAAUUCGAUUCGUCGUUGAAGGCUUAGGAGACAAUUCGGGAGCUGCGUCUGCAAUGGCUUAUUGCGAAUCGUUGGAAGAGCUGCGCACAAAAAUUACGAUUUAUGACAAAAUAAAGAAGGUGCCCGUCCAGCCGUCGAAAAGAGAGGAGCAACCUAAGAUGAUGAAGCCUCAAAAAACUUUGAGGAAGAACGCAUAGAGAACCGUAGAGAGAACCAUAGAGAAAACUUAGUUGAGAACCGUAGAGACAACCUUGUGGGAAUUAGUAGUGACAACCUUAUAGAAAGCCUUUUAGAAAUCCGUAGAGACACACCAGGGGAUAGUGCGUUGUUAGAUAGCAUUUGUGAAGAUCCUUUAGAGAGACUACGAGUUAUAAUGGAAGAGAACCUUAGUGAAGAUUCUUUAGAUAACAGUGGAGUUAAUUGCGAGGAUGUGAAUAGGGAUUACAUGGACGGUGGUAAAAGGGCCUGGGGAGAUGAUAAAGUUGAUAAAUAUGAGUUUCGUGAGGACGCGUUUUUGAAAUCAAUACCUUUAGUUGGAGUAGUGGGGGCAACACCUGAGGAUGUAGACUUGAUUUUACAAACGGAACAAAUGAGGGAUAAGGAAAUAGUUCGAUUGAGACAGAAACUAGAGAAUGGAACCUCGCGUAGCUUUGAGUUGAGAGAUGGACUAGUAUGCAGAAAGAAUGGAAAUGAUUCUUAUUGUUAAUAAUACAAUUGCCCUUUGUAUGUAGAUCGUGGUCGAUCUGUAGUCAGGUCGGCCGAAUGUAAAUAUUGUAAA